This is a messenger RNA of Mesitornis unicolor (brown roatelo), 1686 nucleotides long. RefSeq names its product complement component 8, alpha polypeptide (gene C8A). The transcript is spliced from 10 exons. Gene Ontology annotation, biological process: immune response. The record is from RefSeq and is a predicted model, not a curated record. Lineage: Eukaryota; Metazoa; Chordata; Aves; Mesitornithiformes; Mesitornithidae. The coding region runs from base 1 to 1686 and encodes 561 amino acids. Gene Ontology annotation, cellular component: membrane attack complex. Gene Ontology annotation, molecular function: protein binding.
AUGCGGUGGAGCCCGUGUCAGCUUUUUCCUCUGGUUCUCUCCAUAUGCUCGCUGUCUUUAAUUUUACAUAAGGCCACGGCUACAGCACGCCUGGAGCUGGAGGCAUGGCCUCCCCAGAGAAGAAGCAGCAGAGAUGUUAAUUCUCCAGCUCCUGUUGACUGUCAGCUGAGCCAGUGGUCAGAGUGGACUGAUUGCUUUCCUUGCCAAGAGAAAAAACACCGGUACCGCAGGCUGGUGCAGCCGGCACAGUUCCUGGGGCAGCGAUGUGCAGGGCACCUCUGGGACGAGCAAGCUUGCCAUGCUGGGGUGACCUGUGCUGGAGCCACUGGCUGCGGGAAGGACUUUCAGUGUGAAGAAACGGGUCGCUGUAUUAAACGACAUCUUGUGUGCAAUGGCGAGCCAGACUGCAGAGAUGGGUCUGAUGAGGAUAACUGUGAGGACAAAGAUAUUGAAAGCCCUUGUGAACAUCUGUUCCCAAUCCCGGGGUCUGAAAAAGCAGCCCAAGGAUACAAUAUCCUAACACAGGAAGAGAGCCAGUAUGUGUACGAUCCUAAUUUUUCUGGAGGCAGCUGUGAAUACGUCUACAACGGCGAGUGGCGGGAGCUGAAGUACGACGCUGCAUGUGAGCACCUGUACUACGGAGAUGACGAGAAGUAUUUCCGCAAACCUUACAACUUUCACAUAUACCAGUUCCUAGCUCAUGCUGAUUCUGGGUUCACUUUUGAGUUUUAUGAUGAUUCAAAGGAUCUGCUUGAUGCCCUUAAAAGUGAUAAAUCCAAAACACAAAGCUUUACCAUUGGAAUUGGGCCUAAAGAACCAGCUUUCCAGUUAAACUUGGGCUUCACUUUAUCACGUGGCAAAGGAUCCCUGAAGAACUUCACGCAAUACACUGCAAAGGACGUUGGAUUCAUUAGAGGUGCGACGAAGGUGCAGACGGCCCGUUUCAAGAUGAGAAGGGACAACAUUGUUUUGGAUGAAGAUGUGCUGCUCUCCCUGCGGGAGCUUCCAGACACCUACAACUAUGGCAUGUAUGCCAAAUUCAUCAAUGAUUACGGCACCCACUUCAUGACAUCUGGCACCAUGGGAGGCGUUUUUGAGUACAUCCUUGUCAUUAACAAGGAGGAAAUGAGAAGAAAAGACAUCAGCGCUGAGGAGAUAAGUGCCUGUGUUGGCCAGUCACUCGGCCUUACAGUCAGCGAGAGUAAACUGCAUUUGAAAGCAUCGGUGUCAUCCUCCAACUGUGAAAAGAGAGGAUUUCUGAGAACUGAUGCUGAGAGCAACAGUGCAGUUGUAGAAGAUAUUAUUCCCCGGAUUAGAGGUGGAGAUGCCAGUUACAGCGGAGGGCUCUUAAACAGUUGGGAUGGCAAUAUGUAUCGUCGCUGGGGAAGGUCAUUAAAAUAUAAUCCUGCUGUUAUUGAUUUUGAGCUGCAGCCCAUCCACGAAAUCCUCCACAGAACCAACCUGGGCAACAUGGAAAUGAAACGGCAAAACCUGAAACGGGCUUUGGACGAUUACCUGUUGGAGUUCAAUGCCUGCCGCUGUGGACCGUGCCAGAACAACGGUGAACCCAUUUUGGUGGGAGACACGUGUUUCUGCCAGUGUCGGACGGGCUAUGGAGGCCCUGCCUGCGAACAGACUGAGCGCCGAGGUAAGACCUUGGUGUGCACUCACAGCAAGGGAGGGUGA